CUCAUUCGUUGCAUGCCUCGAGCAUUAGGACGUCCAAACAGAUAGUAACCAGGAAAAUAUUGGUUUGUGCUCAAUUGUUUAAUAUCUAGUCGCGAGUGAACAGUGUUCAAAGAUGGUAGUUAUAUUGCGUCUGCUCAUGGUGCCUUAGCAGGUGCUUUUACUCUGCUCGUACACUGGAUGAUUAGGUUAAUUCUUAAUUUAGACCAUAUUGUCACCGAAUAUAUAUGGCAAGCCAGGGUAUCAAUGUUGCAAUUUGAUAAGCUUCCCCUGAGCAUCAACGCCGCGGAAGAUGUCCUCUGCUCUAUCCUCCACCAGAGGGAGGGCCAUUCCGGCCCCUGGCUUGGGUGAGUCCCAUUCAAAACGGUGCAUCUUGGCGGUUUCAUCCCACAUCAUCCGAGGGACUAAACAUGAGAUUCGUUGCCAUAGUCUCUUCAUAAACCGUCUCGUGAUGUUAUGGGGACGUCCGUUGACAAGUGGCCGGAAAGUGUGUCCCUUUGCAGGCCCUUCCACCAAGAACCUCACAUCCAGAUAUGUCGAGGGGGAUUUGUGGCGACCACCAACUGGCACUCUCCGCUUCACAGGCGCCCAGGGAAUAGAGCCCGACAGUAGACCCUGCAGGAUGCUCAAGUCCUGGUCAGGUAGCGGGGGAUACAGACUUUCCAACGCAGCGUGAUACCAUCUCUUCCUGAUAUUCCGCUGCCGACAAUCGGGAACUGGUCUCCCCCAACUAUUCUCUUCUGGUAUCAUUGGUUUCAACGUCUUCACUAGUGGUCGAACGUCUAGUUGUCUGAGGUAUGGAUUCUUCAGCUGGGACCGGAGAAGUUCUACCACUAUGGACGGCGGUUCCCAGCCCUCUUCAAACAUCACGGGUUGCUUGAUCAGUUCCGUCACAGCUUGCGUGUCCGUAGGUACUUCGGGAGUGAUGAAAGUGGCCAGUAAUUCGCGUCGUCGCUUCCCCGUCCGUCCGUAGGACAUGAGGAGAACCCGCUGGAGUGGUCUGGAGUAUCCCUCAUUUGCACGUCGAAGGAGUGAUAACUUCUGCAGGGCCGAUCUCCGAAUACGAGACUGCCACAGGAUGUCAUUUUUGUAGGUUGGGUCGGGGUCAUCCCUGUAGCGUCUGAAGCGUUGGACGGUGUGCGAGUGCAUGUAGACCUUGGCAACAGGGUCUGGGAGAUACGAGCAUUCGCGGAGUAAAGCCCGCAGAAGGUGCCGCCAUUGUUCUGGAGAGACGCGGGUCAUGGCAUUGAAGCUGUUGUAUACCCUCAAUAAUAUUAAGACACUUUCUGUUCAUUAAAGUUCGAGAGCGACGCGAAAAACGCCAAGAAAACCCAAAGGGGAAACGCGAACACGAAAACCCGGCGACUUUCUCAAUAAUUAUCUUCUCUCUCCGCUGCAAAUCAUACUGUUGCCGGACCUAUCAGGCAUUUCAUUCCUCUGCUUCCUGCAUCGUGCAUAUAAUCGUCCAGUUUCUGGCAGGGCUGCAAAUCCUCCCUUGCCUCCGUUUCGCGCUAGUCACGCGCCGUGGUCCGCUUCUUCGCGCGAAGGGCAUGUGCGUUCUUCCGCUUCAUCCUGGCUGCUUCGGACUGACAAAAUACCACUGAUUUGCAAACUCAAUACAUAUUACAAAAGUGUUCCGAGGCGGUUCUGUCCGACUGCGCGAGGACCGGAGGCCAGAACCAUGGCUUCGAACCAACAUCAUGCAUCGCGUUCAGACAUAUCCAUGUCGUUUUCUCAGCCCAGUGUCGGAUCUAAUAAUGGUCUAUCAUUGUCGCAGCCUCCCGUCGGCACCUUUAACGCUUCUCAAUCCAUGACGUCUACGCCUCGAGCCACAUCGCCUUCCAAGGCAUCGCAGUCUGCCAUGUCGUUCAGCUUUACUGCAAAUAACUUGUCGCAACCGACUCCGAGAAGUGGUGGUUAUACCGGCUAUGACGGGACAAGCGGUUUCGGGGCAAUGGUGCCGUAUCACGAGGGAUAUGCUCCUCAGAUUUACAGGGCUGUCUAUUCCAACGUUUCUGUUUACGAGAUGGAGGUCAAUGGGGUUGCGGUUAUGAAGCGCCGUUCCGAUUCGUGGCUGAAUGCUACGCAGAUUCUCAAGGUUGCUGGUGUGGUGAAGGCGAAAAGGACAAAGACCCUCGAGAAGGAAAUAGCGGCUGGUGAGCAUGAAAAGGUCCAGGGAGGCUACGGAAAGUACCAAGGUACCUGGGUGAACUACCAGAGGGGCGUUGAACUCUGCCGGGAGUACCAUGUGGAGGAGUUGCUGCGGCCGCUCCUUGAAUAUGAUAUGGGCCCCGAUGGAACCGGUCCGGGACAGAAUACAUUGGACACACCCACCAAGGAGCAGGCGAUGGCUGCCCAGAGAAAGCGGCUUUAUAAUGGCAUGGACAAUCGUGGCGCGAGUCAGCCGCAGCAGGGUACUUUUUUCCAGAACAUCUCUCGCACAGCUGCUACCGCCGUUAAUGCCAUUAGCAAGGCCCGUUUCGAGUCUCCCGCAGCCCGCAGUGGUGAUAGUAGACGGUCCAGCCUAAUGCGGAAGACAUCACAUCUGAUGGGUAGCCAAGAGUCGCAGCCUUUCAGUAGCCAGCAGAGCAUGUACAGCGUGACGUCUGAUAGUGGGUUUGGGAGCAGUCAACAGCAUGGCGCGCGAUACCACGCUAUUGAUGGCGCAGGUCAUGAUAUGGAGGAUACCGUAGAACCUCCGCGCAAGCGCGUCAGAUCGUCUUCGAAUCGCGCACAGUCGUUCGACUUGCACCGUGAGCAGUCAAACUUGUCAGCGAUCGACCCGACUCCGACGGAACCGAAUGAGUCUUUCUAUCAGGACAUGGAGAUGGACGGUUCGGCUGCUGUUCUUGACGGACAUAGAUCUGGUCUCGAAGCUCUUGCACCAGCUACGACACCAGAGAGGUUCCAGAAAAUGAAGCUUAUUAUGACUCUAUUCCUCGAUAAGCGGACCAAAGACUUUUCAGGCCAUCCUGCUCUAAUGCAGCUGUCAAGUGAUGAUCUGGAAAUCCCGCUGGAUGAGUAUCGAAAUAAUGCACUACAUUGGGCUGCUAUGCUUGCUCGCUUGCCCCUCGUUAAUGCCCUUGUUGAGAAAGGCGUUAGUAUAUUUCGCUUGAACGGCGCCGGGGAGACUGCGCUCCAAAAGGCAGUCGGGACAAGAAACAAUCUCGACUACCGAAGUUUCCCGCGCUUGCUACAAGUUCUUGCACCGACCAUCGAUAUGGUUGAUUACAGUGGGCGCACCGUUCUACACCAUAUCGCCGUGAUGGCAGCUACAGGUGGUGGAGGGCAUGUGUCGGCAAAGCAUUACUUGGAGGCUUUACUAGAAUUCAUUGUCCGCCAUGGUGGCACCAGUGACGAGCACGGUGGCGAGAUCAUCACUCUCGGUCGCUUCAUCUCGGAGAUUGUCAAUCUUCGAGACGAUCAAGGAGACACUGCACUCAAUCUGGCAGGACGUGCACGUUCAGUUCUCGUACCUCAAUUGCUGGAGGUGGGUGCAGACCCUCAUAUCCCCAACCAUACUGGCCUACGACCUGCGGACUACGGCGUAGGUGUUGAUAUGGUAAACGGCAAUUCCCAGUCCCAACAAAACGUGAAUCCGGAGGGUUCAUUCAUUGGCCAACUGGUCAAAUCGAAGAAAGAAAUACUUCAAGCGGCCCUCAGCCAGAUCAGCACGCUCGUCGAAGAUGCACUGGGGGGAAUCGACAGGGAAUUAGCUUCUGCUCUGGUUCAGAAACAAGAGAAAUUUGACCUCUGGCAUGGGAGAAUCCGCGAAAGUGCGAAGGCCCGCCAGAUCGAACAAAAGGAACUCGAUGAGUUGAAACGCCGAUCCUCCGAACGGGUCGAGGUGGACCGACGCAUUAGAAACCUGCAACGAUCUUCCGAAGACCUACUGGCCAUCCUGAAAGACAUGCACGGUGAAUCGUUUUCUCCGUCGGAGUCCGUUGCAAUGGGCGAAGCCGACAAGGACUCGGGAGUCGACGUCACGGAAUUUGAGACGUUGUUUCCCGAGUCUUUCGAUCCAGCUUCCUCUGGCUUCUCCGAACAACAAGCUGCGUAUCUCAAGUCGUUGUCGUCGACGGAAGUGCUGACGCAGCGUCUCCGUUGCUAUCAGGAGUUUAAUGACGAGAUACUGGCGGAAGUGGAGCGCCUUCGAUCCAAGAAUGUGGUCUUGGGCCAGAACUACCGGCGUAUGGUCAUGGCCUGUACCGGCUGGACUGCUGAGCAGGUUGAUGAAGCCGCAGAGGGAUUGACGCAGUGUGUCAAGGAGCUUAACGACAACCCGGUUCCCGAGGAUGAGGCAAUUGAGAUUCUCAUGAGAGAUCGGGGUCAGGAUUGGUAGGGCCCCUACCUUCCCCCAGAACCCUAUCUUACGGCUCAUGAGAGACGACCCUGUCACGUUCUAGCAUUUUUGGCGUUUUGUCUUGAUUACUUGUCUGUGGAUACCCAAGGACAGAUCUGGCGUGUCUGAUGUAGUCUUCAUCUUUACUGCCUAUUUAAUUGUGGAAGAGAAUCUGAAUACGCUCUCAAACCUG
Monascus purpureus is the source of this 4532-nucleotide messenger RNA. Lineage: Eukaryota; Fungi; Ascomycota; Eurotiomycetes; Eurotiales; Aspergillaceae. The record is from the annotation of a GenBank genome assembly.